AUGGUGAAGGAAUUUUUCCCGUUAAUGAUUAAAAACAUAUCCAAGCCGAAUAAACUAUCAACGACAUUCUAUGGACAGCUGAUCAAGCAGAGUACUUCAAAUAACAAUACUAGUUGUAUGCCAACAAAUAAUACUAUGUAACUGUUUAUGUAGACUACCGAUAAUACUCAAAGUAUCCCGUAAAUAAUUGAGCAAAGAAUCUUGUCUGACUUAAGUCCAGAGUCUUAGCUUUAGUCGACUAAAACCCAACAAAUUGAAUUAAAGCCACUGAGAGUAAACAAAGAUGCAGACUUUAUGAUCAGAAAUCACAACAAUAGCAACAUCAAGAUUGACAACAAUUCCAAUAACAUCAACGCGCAUAAUUACCCUAAUGGAGGCUAAAAGCAGCUGCUCGAUGCUAUUAAAAUGACUAAAUAUUAAAUUGAGAUGCAGGAGCAAGAUAACUUAUCCUCUAGACUUGCUAAUUACAUCAAUAGUUCUGCUAAAUUGGAUAGCUCAAAGAUAAAUUACCACAACGUAUAAAAGCAUAUUCAGUCUGGAAUGAUAACUUAGACUAAUAUUAAUCACUAACGACCUCCCUUGGGCAAUCAGAUUCAGAAAAUCAUUAGCAAGGAUCAGCUUUCAGACAGUCAUCCCAAUCUGUUUUCUCAAACUCUUAACAAUAACCAAUUUCAACUGUUCAUGAAUGGCAAUUAAAACUCUAAUAAGCAUACUUCUCCUUAGCAUAGAAAUAAACAGAAUCUUAGGAAGCAAAGUUCUGUUUCGAUUUAUGACAAUAAUAUGCAGGCUUAGGCCUAAGCAAUAUAUUAAGACUAGCAAUUUAAGAACCAUUAAACUCGGAAUGUUCCAGUAACUAAAACUUAGUAAGAAAUUGGCAAUGGCUAGUAUCUUAAGCCAAAGGUUCUAGAUUUCUAGCCUUAAUAAGGUUUGAGAAGUAUGAGUUAUGGAUCAAAGUUAAAGGAAAAAUACCUAUAGAAUCAUUUGAAAAGCUUUAAGAAUACAUAGUAGAAUUUCUGGAAUAACCAGCAGACUUAAAUCAUGGUACAGCAUGUACCUAAAUGA
Molecule: messenger RNA, 1062 nt
Organism: Stylonychia lemnae
Lineage: Eukaryota; Ciliophora; Spirotrichea; Sporadotrichida; Oxytrichidae
Source: the annotation of a GenBank genome assembly